CAAUGAAAAGCGGCCUCUCUGGUAAGGUCCAUUCUUCUCCGGAUCGCGUUUUGAAAGCCAACUCGCAAGUGCGAUGCAGGUACAAACACACCCUGCCCCCUUCCAUCCACCUGGAAACUAAACGCCUCCGUCCCAUCCUCCAUGACGUCCUGGUCCCCCCUCCCCCACCUCCUGCUGGACCUGCGGUCCAGGACAGAACAACCCAGAACUGACAGAAUCACACAGAGGAGAGACGACGACACAAAUUUCUCACGGCACCUUACUCUUCUGCUGUGAUGUUGCUCAUCGGCGAGAACGUCUGCCCAGUCGAGGACAUUUUUAUUACUGGUGAUGAUGAAGAUGAGAGGACAGCCGCAGCUCUUCCCUCCACCUUCUUCCCCGCUUUUUGUUUGGUUUUUGUUGUCCUGGACCGGGGAGAUAAUCAGAAACAGGCGGGGGCAGCAGCAGACGUUUUUUUCUCUUCCAGAAAUGUUUUUAAGCCUUGUGAGGUUUUGUAUUUACCACAACACAAACGGGAAACGGACUGACGUAAAAGAUUGAGAGCGUGACAGAGGAGGGAGGCGACGACGUGAGGGGACUUUUAGCAAAAAAAAUUUUAAAACUCAAUCUAGUAGUGAAAAUCUGCCCCUUAGCCCUUCUUCUCUCCUGUAGGAAAAUAUAAUUAAUAAAAAAAAUGGACAAGACAAAAAAAAGUUUAAAAACAAUGACUAAAAAAUAAAGUUCUCUACUCAACUACCGUCAUUUGUUUUUAUUUUACUUUCUCCUGUAAUGGUGCAAAUGUUACUCAAAACAAUUAAUCGGAUUAGUUGCGAAUAAUAUGUUUAAUCGUGAUUAAUUGUCAUUACUCGCAUUCAUCAUAAGUAAUCCAAUUAAUCAUGAAUAAUCUGAUUAAUCGAUAACUGGAAUAUACAGACUCAAAAAAGGCCAUUUUGCUGAAAAAACAUUCAUAGUUGUGUUUAAACAAAAACAGUGAAACAAAAAUAUACAUUUUGCAUUUAACUUGGGGAAAAAACCUACUUUGUAAAUAUAUUCUACCCAGUACUGUUCAAGAGACAAUUUUAGCUUCAUCCAGUUAAAAUUCUGCCAAAAAUAAUCUAUUAAUUCAAAUAAUUAAAUGUUAAAAUAAACAACACUUAAACAGUGUUGAUAAAUCAGUGGGAAGAGCUGAGCUUUUCAUUUGUUAUUGCAUUUAAGACAAAAAAACUCUUAAAAAGAAACCGCAUUUAUUUGCCUCUUAAUGUAUUUCUAAUAUUGUAUGAAAGGCCUAAGUGGUUGAAAAAAUGGUACAUCCUGCAGAUCAUUCAUGCAGAUCAAUCGAUUAAUCAUUAGAAUAAUUGAUUGAUCAGUGACUAAAGUAAUAUAGUUACAAGACAUCAAUAAUUAGUCCGUGUCAACUGUGUUUAUUUUGCAUCUUUAAUCGCUUUCCUUUAAGAUACCGGUAGACUAAAUAAGGCAAUUGCCUCCACUGUCAUCUCAGGAAUGGCCACCAGGGGGAGCUGUCUGGCUUUAUUAGAGAGUAUUGUACCGGUUCGGUAUCGCACAGAAACGCUGUUAUACAGCAUCAGCCUCACCAGUCCAUUGUAAAGCGUCCUUCCCGGAAAUCAGACCUGACGAGGCGGACAUUCAGUUCAGUUGACACCGAGGCCGCGGCGCUGCGGUCAAACCAGCCUCCGCUUCGGAACAAACGGUCCAGCCAGCCCCCCACGAGCCUUUUUCUGUGGCGCACGAGUGCUAAGUAUUACGGUACUUAGCACAAAUGUACUUACGGUACAUUUACGGCUUAUUUUCAAAAUAAGAGCUUGUUUCCGGGGCUUUUUUCCCCCCACGUCUAACCAAAAGCAAAUAUACUGUAUAAUCUUUAAUGAUACACAAUAAUGCUUUCUUUUUCAGAAUUUAAAUUCCAAAAACAUCUGAUUACCUAGAGCUGUUCCUCAAAAUGUUUCAUCCAUGUAAAAUGGGUAUUUUCAAAAUUAAAAAAACCCUUCAAAGAUAUUACUCUAAUCAAUUUCACCACUAGAUGUCACUGUUUCAUCAAUGUCUGGAAUUUCAAAAUGGAAGAUCCACUUAUAAAGUCAAUAUUGUCAUUUUUGAGGGGGAAUAUCUGAAUACAUCCAAUAAUUACAUCUUAUGGGAUUAAAAAUAUAUAUUUAUGUUAGAUAGGUAAAAGGACAAGUUUAUUUUGAUAUUCUAAUACUGUAAUAAAUACUUAAUCGCCCCUCAAAUCUAGUAAACUACAACUGUUUUUCUUUUUCUUUUUUUUGUUAUUAUUUUUUGCUGCCGAAAGGAACUUGGCUCACAAAUGUUUUGGCUCUUCUUGGUAAUUUAAUCUGUAUUUCAGCACAGAAAGGAUGUAAAAAUGCUAAAUAAAAUGGACAAACAAAUAUUUGACAAAGUUUUUAUAAACUACAUUGUUUAAAAUGCAGUUUUAAACACAUAUAUUUAUUACAGUGUGUUUCAUCAUUACAGUGUGUUGAUAUGAUGUUUCAGCAUCUGAAUAAUUUAUGUAACUAAAUAAGCACAAGAAAAUUGUAACUAGGCAAAUAUUUUCCACGGCAAUGCCAAUAAAACUAUUUUAUUUUCCACAUAAAAUAGUUUAUUAUGACUUGCAAAGUGAUUCGUAGAGUUAAAUGAUUAAAAUAAUCUGUUAUAUUUUUUAUAAACUAUAUUCUUUAAAAUGUAACAUACAUAUAAAUGUAUUUAUGUGACAAAAAACCUUCAAAAUUUGUAACUCAGCAAAUAUGUUUUUACAUAUAGGAGACGCAUCUCUGAGGUUUUUGCUGGAUUUUCUUGAUUAUCUGAUUUUGCAGCUGCUGUUUGAAUGAUACUGUAUUUUUUAGGCUUUAUAUUUCUUCUCUUGUCCACCUUGUUUCAAUUCAAGUCUAGUUUUUAGGAAGCUAAAAAUGAGAAAAUUAGAGGUGAAAAAGCACCAAAAUUAUGAAACUAACACACUUGACACCAAAGAUGAUUGUUGUAAACCAUAACAUGCCAUUCUGCUAAAGAAAUAAACAGUUUACAAUAUAAUAUAUGUUACUUAUGUAUAAAUGGUAUUGAAUAAACGGAUGUUUUCUUGAGUGUUUGAAAUAUUACAGUAUCAGUGUUUGAAUUCAAAGGAAACCAUGGCAACGUGACAUCACCGUAGUGCAGUGUAGUGUAAUGUCACAAUGUGUGACAUCACACUACCGUGUCAUAGGCAGAAUUUUGUGACAUCAAACCUUUAUUUAGGCUUGUCAUAUUGAUCAACCUUUGUCACAACCGCAUAGCAGCCGUUCGCGACACAUUCACCUGGGAGUUCCUUUCGACACUCAAAAGAAGUUCAACUUUGCUUGAUACUCAACGGACACUGAGCUUGUGUGAAAUCUUUACAGAAUCUACUAGAAAACGGAUUUAUCUCUGACUGAAAGAAGGAUGUCGUCAAACCAUCUUAUCGUUAAGAUAGAUACACCCAACAAUGUUGUUGUGAGGGAAGUUGAGCCACAGACGCCGAUGUGUAGCGAGAAAAAGAAGGUGCCCUUCAAGAUGUGUUUAGCAGGACAUGAACACAGUUUGGAUGACGAUACUGGAAAGUUUUACGAUUCACUCAUCAUUGAACCCAUCGAUGCAACACAGGAGACUGUGAAUGAUGAAGGAAAAAACGGACCACCUGAGAGGAAGAGGAAGAAGAAGAAGGAGGAGCCGCUACCACUGAAGGUCUGGGUGGAGCUACGCGCUCCUAUUGAUCAACACAUUUCAAUUGAAAUCACCGAAAUGCAGGACGCCUUACAGAUCACCAUAAAGGAAAUUAUCCCUGAAACACAAGAGGAAGUGGCUCAAACACAGGAGGAGCAAUCUGCUCAGGAUAUUAAGACCUCACAAGAAGAUUUCACUCCAUCGGUUGGUAAGAUUUCAUCCACUGAAAAUGCUGAUGAAAAAAAUGAUAGUACUGUUCUGAAAAAUCAAGAUGAUCAGACAGACUGCUUAGAUCAGGAGGCUCAUAGCAGGGAAACUGUCAUCUCUACUGAACUGGAUACGGAAAAUGAAUCAAUGUAUGAAGCACCGGAGACAGACAAUGAGCCAGGAGAGAAAGAGCCAUUGACCUGUGAGGACAUGAAACAUACACCACCGUCUUUAACUGUGUCUGAACCAGGACACAUCCAGGUAGAGAAAGUUCCCGAUGUCUCCCACGAUCAAACCGUAGAAAAUGUCCAGUUAGAGAACGUCCCUGAGGUCCCUGACAACCAAACCUCUGAAGAUGAAGUCAACAAACACGACAACACUGAAAUCCCCAUCCCUUUGCUUCUCCCAUGUCCAAAAGAGCCACAACCUUUAUUUAAAUUGAUUGUUGACCUUCAACAAUAUUUACACGAACUUCUUCAAGAACUGUGGAAAACAACUGCGUCGCUUCCUGAGGGAGUUGAAAGGAGAACUUUCCUAGAAAAUAGUUAUGAGUGUUGUUUGAGACAGCUCCAGCUCUAUGAACAGAUGCGACUGCUUCAAGACUCAGAGGAAGUAGAAAAUUUGCCCAAGUCCCCAGAACCUCAAAGAAAGAGUGAAGCCACAUCUGAUGAGCAUGAAAUGGGACAUAAUGCGAUUACACAAGGAGAGAACAAGAACAAAAUGGUCUCUGUGAAAACCCAGACAGAAUUUCCAGAGACCUCAAAAUUGAAAGCAGUCCACCGCCAAUUUGUGUCAGCAAAGAAAUUCAGGCGGCAAUCAAAAGCAGUCCAUCCAAAGAUAGCCACAAAAACCAAGAUGGAGACACAGAACAUCAGGCACCAAUCAAAACCCGGACAAAAUCAGGACACCACCUCUGACGAAGACAAUAACCCAGUGAAAGAGGUUUCAUUUUGGAGGCGUUUUAAAAAAGCUGUCACCCCAUCAUUUAUGCGGCAAUAUAAAGAUAAGAGCAAACCAGCCAACAUGGAGCGCUGAUGUUUUAUAUUCAAAAGAGAGGUGAGAGUUAGAUAAUCUGGGCCUCCCUAGUAUUUGCUCAUUUCUAUUAGUUAUUUUUAGUUAAAUAUUGCUUGGUGGAAGUUUUAGUUCCUGUAUUCGUCUGUUUAAAAAAGCGAGGGCUGCACGGUGGCAGAGUUUCCCCGUGUAUGCAUGGGUUCCCUCCGGGUACUCCGGCUUCCCCCAUUCAGUCCAACAUCCACGUUCAUCCAUUGCAGUCUGUAUAUCUGACUCUAAAAAUGCAACAAGUAAUUGGUUGCAAUUUAUUGCGAUCAAUAAAUUGCAAUAAAUUGUUUUGUGACUUGUUUUAAUUCAUUUUUAGAGUGUAGUUGCUCAUUUUUAUUAGUUAUUAAUUAAUUAAAUCUUGCUUUGUUUUAUUAUAGUUUUUCUUAGUUAUGGUAGUUUUAGUCCUUUAUACUUCUGUUUAUAAAAAAGCAAGGGCUGCACGGUGGCAGUUUCCAC
Molecule: messenger RNA, 5388 nt
Organism: Xiphophorus hellerii (green swordtail)
Lineage: Eukaryota; Metazoa; Chordata; Actinopteri; Cyprinodontiformes; Poeciliidae
Exons: 2
Coding region: 3406-4908 (500 amino acids)
Source: RefSeq, a predicted model, not a curated record